Messenger RNA from Fusarium venenatum, 1926 nucleotides. RefSeq names its product Cupredoxin. Lineage: Eukaryota; Fungi; Ascomycota; Sordariomycetes; Hypocreales; Nectriaceae. Gene Ontology annotation, molecular function: oxidoreductase activity; copper ion binding. The record is from RefSeq and is a predicted model, not a curated record.
AUGGAUCCUAAGCAGGAUUUCCUACCGAAUGUGAAGCGGCUUCACACAACCUCUCGAAAUGCUUGGCUAUGCAUUGUCGUCCUUACAACAUUCUCUCUAGCCUUAGCUUUCUGGCAUCAGGACUUGCACCAUGUCCUUCCACACUGGUCUGAAGAGAAAGAUGCCAGUGUCGAAUCUGCUGCUUUGGUCAGGAGUUAUCACCUACAAACAGGUGUACGUUGGAUGAACCCAGAUGGUGGUCGGUGGCGAGUCAUGUUUACCUGCAACGGCCAGUCCCCUUGCCCUACGCUAUAUGCUGAGGAAGGGGAUAUCAUCGAGUUGAGUGUGAAAAGCGACAUAUAUGCUCAAUCAUCUAUCCAUCUGUCUGGUAUUGGGCACAAACAGACUAUUGGGCCAUGGAACGAUGGAACCGCGGGUCUUUCUCAAUUCCCGACCCUUCCGAGAAGCAAUUGGACUACCGCCUACGACACAUCGGGCGGAUGGGGACUGAACUGGUUCAUUGACCACACUACCACAGCAUCAGCCGAUGGUAUUGCCGGAGCGAUCUACGUAGCACCUUCACCAGAUCGUCCUCGGCCAUAUCACCUCGUCACGAACAACAGCGUAGACCUUCGCCAAAUUCGCGAGGCUGAGCGCAACAUUCGCCAUGUCAUAGUCCAGAAUCACCAACACCGUGAUACAGUCUGGAAGUUACUCCGCAUGAGAGCUGAAGGGUCAGAGUAUUACUGUUAUGACUCUAUUUUAGUCAAUGGAAAGGGUCGCGUACACUGCCGUCAACCUGGAUAUAGUCACAUCAAUGGCCAUGUACUGGAUCAGAAGGGGUGCAUCCAGCCUCCUGGAUUGCCUGAUGAGACUUGUACACCCAGCGAAGCUGACUAUGAGGUCAUUGAAACCCAUGGCCAGAAAUACAUGAUGUUGAAUCUCAUCAACUUAGGCUUUGAACAUUCUGUCAAAGUCUCUAUCGACCACCACAAGAUGACGUUGGUGGCCAACAAUGGCGGCUUUGUCUUCCCAGAAACGUCAGAUGUUGUGUACAUACCGGAUCCCAGUCGUGUGACUGUCUUGGUACAUCUGGAUGCUGAGCCGGAUGAUUAUGCCAUCCGGAUAUCUUCAACUAGCGAACUGCAGAAUCUUCAUGGCUACGCGAUUUUGAGAUAUCGGGCGAAGCGUCCUCCCCAAUAUGGCGAGCCAAUGGCACUACCAACAACCACACCAGAGACAACUUGUCUCUUUCCAGAUGGCAACACACAUCCAGACUGCAGUACCACUGACGCACAGUUUGUUCCUCCAUAUCCCGCAAAUCCGCCAGCAUCAGUCAGCAAGCAUCGGCCAGCACAGGCCGACUUUACUUUCAGAUUAGCAGCAGACUCCCAGCCGUCAAAAACUGAGCGUGUACCAGAGUAUUUCCUAAAUGGCAAACCAUGGCAACUCUUCCACGGUUCUAUGAUGCCUCUUCUUUUCCACGCCGUGAACGAAACAUUGGAUAAACCUGUUAUCAGUAACCUUCCUCUAGGCUCAGUGGUAGAUCUCGUAAUCGAGAACCGUAUCAACGAGACGAUAUCGUUCUACAAGCACGGUGAACCUUCAUGGCUUCUUGGCUCUAGCGCGAACCAGAAGUUCCCGGGGAAGACUGUGGAAGACGCGAUACAGAGACCUGGCGUGUCGGAGAGGUUUCUAAAUUUGCACAAUCCUGGGCUUGUGAUUGUUCAUGAUUUACCUGCGCUGGGAUGGAGUGUUUUGAGAUUCAAGGUGACGUCCCAAACAGCGACGAUGCUGCACGCUGCGAAGCUGAGAUACUUUGCUUUGGGUAUGACAGUGCCUAUCCUGGAGGGAAUUACAGUGGACACUCCACUGGAAGUUCCCGAGUCAGUCGUUGAAAGGCCUCAUGUCGACUUUAAACCCGCCCACGACGGUAUUUUUGGAUGA